Molecule: messenger RNA, 1824 nt
Organism: Panonychus citri (citrus red mite)
Lineage: Eukaryota; Metazoa; Arthropoda; Arachnida; Trombidiformes; Tetranychidae
Gene: Pdhb
Product: pyruvate dehydrogenase E1 component subunit beta, mitochondrial-like
Exons: 4
Coding region: 238-1341 (367 amino acids)
Biological process (GO): pyruvate decarboxylation to acetyl-CoA
Molecular function (GO): pyruvate dehydrogenase (acetyl-transferring) activity
Source: RefSeq, a predicted model, not a curated record
GUUUUGUUGAUUGUUGAUUGUUACUCUUUUUAAUUUAAUUGUUAUUAUUUUCCUUUUUAUAUUUCCCGUUCCAAUUUAAUUAGUAAUUGAUUGUUAACUCGAAAACCUUCGUUUAAUUCUUCAAACACAAAGUAGAGUGUUGAUUUUAAUUCCAUAGUUUCGUUUGUUUGUUUGUGUAUUUUUUUUCUCUCUCGUUGGUUGUUAAUUUUUUUCCUCUUUUUCUCUUUAUCAACAAAGAUGGACAAGGUUAAUAGUAGAUUAUUAUCUUUAUUAAAACAUAAUCUUAAACCUUUCAAUGGAAAUUUACUCAUCUCCCGGAGAGGAUUAAGUGUUACAAGUGUUGCCCAAGCUAAAUUAACUGUUCGUGAUGCCCUUAAUUCAGCAAUGGAUGAGGAGAUGGAAAAAGAUGAAAAGGUUUUCAUCAUGGGCGAAGAGGUUGCUCAAUAUGAUGGAGCCUACAAGGUAACCCGAGGUCUAUGGAAAAAAUAUGGUGAUAAAAGAGUUAUUGAUACACCGAUUACCGAGAUGGGUUUCGCUGGAAUAGCUGUUGGAGCUGCUAUGGCUGGUCUUAGGCCGAUUUGUGAAUUUAUGACUUUCAACUUUGCUAUGCAAGCAAUAGAUCAAAUAAUCAAUUCGGCGGGUAAAACUUUCUACAUGUCUGCUGGUCAGGUUGCUGUACCAAUUGUUUUUCGUGGUCCUAAUGGUGCAGCUUCUGGUGUCGCUGCUCAACACUCACAGUGUUUCGGAGCCUGGUAUAGUCACUGUCCAGGUCUUAAAGUUAUCUCACCUUAUUCAGCUGAAGAUUGUCGUGGUUUAUUGAAAUCUGCCAUCAGAGAUCCUGAUCCAGUGAUUUUCCUUGAAAAUGAAUUAUUGUAUGGUGUUGCUUUCGAUACUCCAGAUGAAGCAUUAUCACCCGAUUUUACCUUACCCAUUGGAAAGGCUAAAAUUGAAAGACAGGGAACUCAUGUUACCUUAGUUGCUCAUUCUAAAGCCGUGGGGACAAGUUUAGAUGCUGCCAAGGAACUUGCCGGUGCUGGAAUUGAAUGUGAAGUAAUUAAUUUACGAUCACUUAGACCUUUGGAUGAGGAAACUAUUAUCCAAUCAGUGAUGAAAACAAAUCAUCUAGUUACCGUUGAACAAGGUUGGCCUCAAUCUGGUAUUGGAUCAGAAAUAUGUGCAAGAAUAGUGGAAAGUCCAGCUUUUGAUUAUCUUGAUGCUCCUGUUGUUAGAGUGACCGGAGUCGAUGUUCCAAUGCCAUACACCCAAUCAUUAGAAAUAAAUGCGAUCCCUCAAGCGACCGAUGUUGUUUUAGCAGUUAAAAAAGUUCUUAACGUUAAAUAAGUCGAAAUGAUUUCGAAAAUGAACUAUUUUCCUUUUCUUUCGAAUUCAUGAAAAAAAAAUCAAACAAAAAUCUUCAUUGUCUCUUUUAAUUCUGUUGUUACCUUUAACCCUUUACUAAAUCUUUUGCCUCUUUUCAUCUAGUCUGGUUAUCAUUUAAAAUAUUCGUUAAUAUCUUAAUUAAUUCUACUUGAGAAAAUUUGAAGAAGGUAAUCAAUUUUAUCAAGUUUUUUUCUCCUUUGAGAAUGAUAAUCAAAUUGAAAUAGAGAGAAAGAAGAAAAAUUUAACUAUCAAUUUAUUUUCUUUCUCUUAACAAAUUGUUCUUCUUAUUUUCGAGAUGCCAUAAAUACACAUAAUGUUAAUUGUUGAUGUUAACCAGAAAAAUGCUAAGAGACAAUGAUAAUUGUAUAAUUUAACAAAUGGAAACAAAAAAUCAACCGAAAAUCAAAAAAUUAUUAAAAUGAUUGAUCAUUUUUAAAAAGGAAA